Messenger RNA from Dichotomopilus funicola, 1635 nucleotides. RefSeq names its product general substrate transporter. Lineage: Eukaryota; Fungi; Ascomycota; Sordariomycetes; Sordariales; Chaetomiaceae. The transcript is spliced from 2 exons. Gene Ontology annotation, biological process: transmembrane transport; carbohydrate transport. The record is from RefSeq and is a predicted model, not a curated record. The coding region runs from base 1 to 1635 and encodes 544 amino acids. Gene Ontology annotation, molecular function: carbohydrate:proton symporter activity. Gene Ontology annotation, cellular component: membrane.
AUGACACUCCUCGCCCUCAAAGAAGACCGCCCGACCCCAAGGGCCGUUUAUAACUGGCGCGUCUAUGGCUGCGCUGCUGUCGCCUCCUUCGCCUCGUGCAUGAUCGGCUACGACUCCGCCUUCAUCGGCACCACGCUCGCGCUGCCCUCCUUCGCCAGCGAGUUUAGUUUUGCGUCUUAUGACCCGGACGCUCUCGCCCUGCUGCAGUCGAAUAUCGUAUCCAUAUACCAGGCAGGUGCCUUCUUUGGUAGCUUGUUUGCCUAUGUGACAAGUCAUUUUCUCGGCCGGCGGACGUCGUUGGCGGUGUUUGCGUGUGUGUUCUUGGUUGGGGCUGGUGUGAUGCUGGCAGCGAGUGCGGAAAGGGGCCUGGGACCGAUUCUAGCGGGGAGGGUGUUGGCGGGCGUUGGGGUAGGGGGCGCGUCGAACAUGGUGCCGAUUUAUAUCUCGGAGCUGGCGCCACCCGCUGUCAGGGGGAGACUGGUCGGUAUUUAUGAACUGGGAUGGCAGAUUGGGGGGCUGGUUGGGUUCUGGAUCAACUAUGGUGUCAACACGACGAUGCUGCCGACAAGGAGCCAGUGGCUGAUCCCUUUCGCGGUCCAGCUGAUACCGGGGGGGCUUUUGUUCCUUGGGGUGUUUUGGAUCAAGGAGUCGCCGCGGUGGUUGUUUGCAAAUGGCCGGAGGGCUGAGGCAAUGAAAGUCAUGUGCUGGAUCCGGAACCUUGAACCGCAUGAUCAGUACAUCCUCGAAGAGGUUGAGCAAAUUGAUCGGGACAUUGAGAGGUUUGAAAGGGAGGUUGGCAAGGGGCUCUGGAAGCCGUUCCUGGCACUCAGGCAGCGCAAAGUCCAGUGGCGCUUUUUCCUAGGCGGGAUGCUCUUCCUGCUACAAAACGCUUCCGGUAUCAACUCGAUCAACUAUUACAGCCCGACAGUGUUCCGCAGUAUCGGUAUUGUGGGCAUCAACACCGGGUUUCUUACGACGGGCCUCUUCGGCGUUGUCAAGACGGCAUUGACGGUCCUUUGGCUGCUUUGGCUUGUGGAUCGCGUGGGACGACGCCGCAUGCUUUUCAUCGGCGCCUUCGGCGGCUCGCUGUGCAUGUGGUUUAUUGGAGCUUACAUCAAAAUCGCCAACCCAUCAUCCAAAGACCAGGACGGAACCAACAGCAGCAGGAGGAUGGACGGAGGGGGCAUCGCUGCUGUCUUCUUCUUCUACCUCUGGACAGCGUUCUACACCCCGUCAUGGAAUGGCACACCAUGGGUUGUGAACUCGGAAAUGUUUGACCAAAACACGCGCUCGUUAGGUCAAGCGUCCGCAUCAGCCAACAACUGGUUCUGGAACUUCAUCAUUUCGCGCUUCACUCCGCAGAUGUUUCUCAAGAUGGGAUACGGCGUAUACUUUUUCUUUGCGGCCUUAAUGCUGCUCUCGAUUAUCUUCGUCUACCACUUUCUACCGGAGACUAAAUCGAUCCCACUCGAGGCAAUGGACCGGCUGUUUGAGAUUAAGCCCGUUCGGAAGGCGAAUCAGGUACUCAUGGAUGACCUUGCUCAAGGCGGAGGGGCCGGGGCGGCGGAGGAUGUGUCAUCUUGCGCCGGGGAGAAAACUAGGUCAGAUCAUUUGGAGGGGACAGCGAGGGUCUGA